AUGACUAUUGCAAACAACAUUAAGACUACUAUUCCACCAACACAAAGUGCUAAGGAAUACCUUAAGUUUGUGGAAGAUAAUUUUUUCUCUGUUAAUAAGUCACUCAUUGGUACACGGAUGGCUAAACCCACGACCAUGAAGUUUGAUGGGUCGCAGGACAUGCAAGAGCAUACUAUUGAGAUGGCCAACACGAGCAAGACUAAAGUCUUUAGGAGUUUAGUUUUUCUUUCAAAGUUAGACAAUUAUGGUUUUGAAUUUAAUGGUGGACAUGAAUCAUCGUUUGAUCCACCACUAACUCAUGGUGGAGCCGAUGUAACGGGGAAACAAGUUAUACGUUGUAGGACUCAUCGUAUUCUUUUGAAUGAUUCUACUUUGGUGCCUCCACCAUCGACUGGAAUAUCAUCAACUACAACUGAAUUAACAAAUAAUCCAUAUGUAAUUGGAGAGGUUAAUAGGAUGGAUCUUAUUGAUCUCGACGUAGUUUAUGUUGAUCACCAUGGUGGAAUUGUCGUCACAUCUAUUGGUCACGAAUGUGAUGCUCAUCUCUUUGAUUUGCAACGUGAUUUGCGCGACAACAUGAAAUGUCUCAAACGGGAGAAGGAGCUCGAAAGACCGGUUGAAGAUUACAAUGUUUUCAUUGUUACUCAUAAAAAAAGUACAAAAGAAUUUAUUUCUGAUCGUGUCAAGAAUGCCGAUCCACAACCUUCACCACAAACAACACCCAUUCCCAAAAAACCCUCUUCCAAAACCCUUGCACCCCCUCCCACAAAACCCGCAUCCCCAUCCUCUUACGAAACAGAAUCAGAUUCUCACCCCCAAAUUCAACAACCUACCCCUCCCCCUUCAAAUUCCAAAUCUAACCCCUCACGCCCUGCUCGUUCCAAGAAACAAACACCCACUGCCGCUGCUGCUGCCGCUGCCGCCGACUCAUCCAACCCGUAUAACAGAGUCUUCAGUGAUAAGGAUGAAAUCGCCAUCCUCCAAGGCCUAGCCGAUUUCAAAUCCAAAACAGGCACCGAUCCGAGUACAAACUACCCGGCAUUGUUAGACUCGUUGAAGGAUUCGCUUAGCAUCAAACCUACAAUUAAGCAAGUUAGACAGAAGGUUUAUUACAUUAAGCAGAAAUUUGAGAAGAAAGUGAACAAUGACAAAUCUCCUAUAUUGGCUAAUCCUCACGAUGAGAAAGUGUAUGAACUGUGCUGUAAAUUAUGGGGCCAUGACAAUGAAGCUUCUGAAGUAAAAGAAAAACCUAGGAAGAAAGAAAAUGCUGCUAAGAAACCAUUGAAAUUGAAGGAACCGAUGCAGAUACCGGAACAGGUACUGUCUGGCACGGAGGUUCGUUUGGAAUCUGGAAAGGGUGAAAGUAGUGAUGAAUUGAGUCAUGUUAGUUUGAAUUUGAGCGAGAUGAUUCGUUUUGAUAAAAUGAGUUCGGAUGUGAAUGUGUUGAAGAGGGGAAUGGAGUUGAUUGAUGAGUCGGAGAGAGCUGAGUUUGAGAGAAGGUGGAAGAAAUUGAGAGUUGAUGAGAUGAAACUUUUUGUGAAGCGUGCUGAGUUGGUUGAAUAUCAGGUUGGAUUGAUUUUGGAGGCCAUACAAGGAUUGUCAUAGAAAGGAGGCGUGCAGGGAUGGAAAAUUUUUUGUAUGGCAAAAUCUAAUCAAAUCUGGUACUCUAUAGUCUUGACUUUGUAGUUAUUUUGUGGCUAUUGUAUGAUCAUUUUGGAUGUAACCACGACUGAAUGAUGUUUUGAUUAGAUUAUCUUGUUGAAGCUUACACGUGAUGCAAAAAAUGUGACUGAUGUUUUGAUGAUUUUAAUGCUGUUGUAGUAUGUUUGAAAAAUCUUGUUAGAGAGAUCUCAAAACAUGUCAUGCAUGCA
Cicer arietinum (chickpea) is the source of this 1871-nucleotide messenger RNA. RefSeq lists its product as uncharacterized. Gene Ontology annotation, cellular component: nucleus. Gene Ontology annotation, biological process: regulation of DNA-templated transcription. NCBI's taxonomy places the organism in Eukaryota, Viridiplantae, Streptophyta, Magnoliopsida, Fabales, Fabaceae. The record is from RefSeq and is a predicted model, not a curated record.